UUGUCUCCCCUCGCCUUCCGUAGUCGGUACUUCCGGAAUUCUGGGUUUGGUUCACCGGAAGCGGCGGAGAGGGGGUCUGAAGGAGCGGCGCUGAAGGGGCCAAGAUGUUGGUGUUAGUGUUGGGAGACCUUCAUAUUCCUCACCGCUGUAACAGCCUGCCAGCUAAAUUCAAAAAGCUGCUGGUUCCAGGGAAAAUCCAGCACAUUCUUUGCACCGGGAACCUCUGCACGAAGGAGAGCUAUGACUACCUCAAGACCUUGGCUGGUGACGUUCACGUCGUUAGAGGAGAUUUUGAUGAGAACUUGAACUACCCUGAACAGAAAGUGGUAACCGUCGGACAAUUUAAGAUCGGGCUGAUCCACGGCCAUCAAGUGAUUCCCUGGGGUGAUGUGGCCAGCCUUGCGCUGCUGCAGAGGCAGUUUGACGUCGACAUCCUGAUUUCAGGGCACACACACAAAUUUGAGGCAUUUGAACAUGAAAAUAAGUUCUACAUUAACCCUGGGUCAGCAACAGGAGCCUACAGCGCUUUGGAAAACAACAUCACCCCUUCCUUCGUGCUGAUGGAUAUCCAGGCUUCCACGGUGGUUACCUACGUUUAUCAACUGAUUGGCGAUGAUGUGAAAGUAGAAAGGAUCGAGUACAAGAAGUCUUAAAAGCAAGCUGUCCUCGCCUAACAUUUUCCAGUCUCUCUUUUUGCAACAUGCACCCAACGGUCCGCAGCGUUUGCAGUCUUGUGAGUUUAUGAGAUGUCUUCUCUUACCCUGUCGUAGGCAACUAAGUUUACAACCCUCGACUUCUGACAAAGUCUGCCUUGGCUUGGCUUUUUUUAAAAAAAUUUUUGGCCCCAAAAGUGGCUCCUGCUUGUAAAUACUACUCAAAAGCGCACAGCAGAAUUCUGCCUGUUCAUGUGAACUGUUCCCAGUCUUGUAAUAAAUACUUGUUCAAUUUCAA
This is a messenger RNA of Python bivittatus (Burmese python), 951 nucleotides long. RefSeq names its product VPS29 retromer complex component (gene VPS29). Gene Ontology annotation, cellular component: retromer complex. Gene Ontology annotation, biological process: retrograde transport, endosome to Golgi. NCBI's taxonomy places the organism in Eukaryota, Metazoa, Chordata, Lepidosauria, Squamata, Pythonidae. The record is from RefSeq and is a predicted model, not a curated record.